Molecule: messenger RNA, 1002 nt
Organism: Microplitis mediator
Lineage: Eukaryota; Metazoa; Arthropoda; Insecta; Hymenoptera; Braconidae
Product: probable palmitoyltransferase ZDHHC24
Exons: 1
Coding region: 99-953 (284 amino acids)
Molecular function (GO): palmitoyltransferase activity
Source: RefSeq, a predicted model, not a curated record
GUAUAGUAAAAGAAUAAUUAAUUUUAUUAAAAGAAAUAUCUUAUUAUUGUUAAAGUGUAAAAGUUAUUAUUAUAAAUAAAUAAAUAAAUAAAUAAAUAAUGGAUAUACGUAGAAAAAUAUUACCAAAAACAAUUGGUGAUGGAUUAUCAAUGUUAUUUAUUUUAAUAAUAAUACCAUUAAUUUAUUGGUUUGAAUUGUGGGUUGUAUUACCAUAUUUAUUUGAACCUGGUUCAUCAUUAUAUAUAUUUCAUUUUAUAAUUGGUAAUUUUAUAAUGAUAAAUAUUGUUGGUAAUUAUACAUAUACAGUAAUGUGUGAUACCAGUACAAGGCCUGUUAUUAUGUCAAUAAGCAAAGCAAAAGUAAAAGAUGGUUGGAGAUUUUGUUCAUCGUGUGAAGCAGUAUCACCACCACGAUCCUGGCACUGUCAAACAUGUAAUACAUGUAUUUUAAAACGUGAUCAUCAUUGUGUAUUCACUGGUUGUUGCAUUGGAUAUUUAAAUCAUCGUUAUUUUUUAAUGCUUGUUUUUUAUAUAUUUAUUGGUGCUACAUACUCAUUUUAUUAUAAUAAUUAUUUUAUUUGGAGUAAAAUGGAAUUUGAAUUUCCAUUAUCUAUUGUUAAAAUAAUAUUUCCAUUAGCAAUAUUUAUAUUUGGAUUUGACGAUUCAUGGGAACAAUUUUAUUUGAUGCUUUAUAUUGUAUCUAUUGUUGGUAUGCUAUUUACUGGUGUAUUAUUUAUUUAUCAUUUUAAUCUUAUAUUAAAUGGUACUGUUGCUUAUGAAAAAGAUAAAAAUAUAUCAAAGUAUAAUAUUGGAUGGAGAGACAAUAUUAAAGAUGUUUUAGGUAAAAAAUGGUAUAUAUGUUGGUUAUUGCCUUAUAUACAAUCUGAAUUACUUCAUAAUGGUUUAUUUUGGAGUAUUGCUGGAUCAUGGAAAGACAAUUCUAAAAGUAAAUAACUUUAUUUUUUUUUUUUAUUCAUAUUUUGUAAUAUAAAAAUUACAAUAU